AAAAACAAAUCGCUAAUCGCUUACAUUAGAGGCAUGUGCGGCAUGACUCCGAAAGCCUUCACGCUCGCAUCCUCCCUCCCCGCGCGCGCCCCCGCCCGCGCCCGUCCUCUCAACCACAAGAGUGCUGGCUGCGGGCGUCGAGUCAGCCGGAGGCCGUCGCGCAGCUGACAUCGCACCGUCCCAUGCAACACUACACGCUUCAUUCUUAACUGAACUUUUGCUAAGUGACUACAAGCCACAACCAUGGAUGUGGAGGAGUUCCGUAUUCGCGGCAAGGAGAUGGUGGACUACAUCUGCACGUAUAUGACCACGCUGCAGUCCCGGCGCGUGAUCCCGUCCGUGGAGCCGGGCUACCUGCGCGCCGAGCUGCCGGCUGAGGCUCCGCACCUGCCGGAGGCAUGGGAGGAGGUCAUGAACGACGUGGAGAACAAGAUCAUGCCGGGGGUGACGCACUGGCAGCACCCACGCUUCCACGCCUACUUUCCCUCCGGCAACGGCUACCCGUCCAUCCUGGGUGAUAUGCUGUCAGCAGGCAUCGGCUGCAUUGGAUUCUCUUGGGCGGCCAGUCCAGCAUGCACGGAACUCGAGAUCAUAAUGCUUGAUUGGAUGGGUAAAGCCAUUGGAUUGCCACCAAGCUUCUUAGCUCUUGAGGAAGGUAGCAAAGGUGGCGGAGUUAUUGAGGGGUCAGCCAGCGAAUGUGUGCUGGUUUCAAUGCUGGCUGCUCGAGCCAAUGGCAUUAAAAGACUCAAGCAUCAGUUCCCUAACGUAGAUGAGGGACUUCUACUUUCCAAACUAAUUGCCUAUUGUUCUAAAGAGGCGCAUUCUUGCGUCGAAAAAGCCGCUAUGAUCUGUUUUGUUAAACUCCGCAUCCUGCAGCCUGACGAACAUGGGUCACUUCGAGGCGACACUUUAAAAGAAGCUAUGGAGGAGGAUGAAGAGGCUGGCCGUGUGCCAUUUUUCGUGGCGACUACAUUGGGCACCACAUCAUGCUGCUCGUUCGACAACCUCCCAGAGAUCGGGCCGGUCGUGCGAAAGUUUCCUUGCGUGUGGCUCCACGUGGACGCUGCUUACGCCGGCAGCUCCUUCCUGUGCCCCGAGCAUAAAUACCAUCUCGCCGGGGUCGAGUUUGCCGACUCAUUCAAUACUAAUCCCAACAAACUGAUGCUGACCAGUUUUGACUGUUCUCUUCUGUGGGUUACUAACCGAUAUCUAUUGACGUCAGCACUCGUUGUCGACCCACUUUACUUACAACAUUGCUAUGACCAUACGGCCAUCGAUUAUAGGCACUGGGGUGUGCCAUUGAGCCGCCGCUUCCGUUCACUCAAGCUGUGGUUUAUGCUACGAAGUUAUGGCAUCAGCGGCUUACAGAAAUACGUGCGCCGUCAUUGCGAACUUGCUAAGUAUUUUGAACAACUUGUUAAAAAGGAUGAUAGGUUCCAAGUAUGCAACCAAGUUAAGUUGGGAUUGGUUUGUUUCCGACUGGUGGGAGGUCCAGAGGAUCCGGGUGAGCACAUUGACGAUCUGAACAAAAAGCUAUUGACUAACAUCAACGCGUCCGGCAAGCUGCACAUGGUACCGGCAUCGGUCGGCGAUCGAUUUGUUAUUCGCUUCUGUGUCGUGCAGCAACAUGCCACGCGCGAGGAUAUCGAAGUAGCAUGGGAUAUUAUAACCGAUUUCGCUACGGAGCUUAUUGAAGGACCAGACAAAGAACGGGACUUAAACGAGGAGCGCGCUCGUCGCCAGAAGGCCGCUCUGGCGCACAAGCGUUCGUUCUUCGUGCGCAUGGUGAGCGACCCCAAGCUGUACAACCCGGCUAUCAACAAGACGCCCCCGCCGGUCGGCACCUGCCCCUGCACCCCGCAGGCCGUCGCUGCGCCCGCUUCGCCGGACACGCCUACCGACGCGCUUCAGCCAUCAACUCCGAAGCAAUCAUCUUGGAUCAGCUGGCCACUCGGAUUCUUCUUCCAGAGUGUGGAUCAUGACGCUAAUGAUUUGCCAUUGAGGUUCCGUCACCUGGACACAAUGGUGCGUCUGAAGAGCCCCGGCACCACCAGCCGACGCGGCUCGUCGCCGUGCGCGUCGCCCGAGCACCGCGCGCCCUCGCCCCACCAUUGACCGAUCUCCCCGUGUAGCCCCCAACCACAUCACUAUCACUUAUCUCAAUAAUAAAUACUUAUGUCAGCAU
Helicoverpa zea (corn earworm) is the source of this 2185-nucleotide messenger RNA. RefSeq names its product aromatic-L-amino-acid decarboxylase (gene Tdc2). Bases 244 to 2115 code for a protein of 623 amino acids. The transcript has 10 exons. Lineage: Eukaryota; Metazoa; Arthropoda; Insecta; Lepidoptera; Noctuidae. The record is from RefSeq and is a predicted model, not a curated record. Gene Ontology annotation, biological process: amino acid metabolic process. Gene Ontology annotation, molecular function: pyridoxal phosphate binding; carboxy-lyase activity.